UUGUGUUGCUAGGCACACAAAUCAUUGAUUCUGAUUUUUAACAUCGGAUACAUUUAUUGGAUAGUUUUACAAUUCCUGCAGUCUGAUCUUGAUGAGCAAUCACGAGGGUACUCUUCUAGCAAUCAUUCUUGAUCUUAAUAUCGACUCCUGGAUUCUUCAAACAGAACAAAGCAGAGAUUCACCAGCUCAGUUUAUUGAAUGCUUAGAGGGACUCUUUGGCUUUAUUGGAUCGUUUAUUGUUCAGAGUCAUUGCAAUCAGCUCCUAUUUGCCGUCUAUGGUGCAGGAGAACCAACGAUAUUGUUUCCCAAGUGCGAUGAAAACAUUGCACUGAAUUUAAAGUUUCACUCACAACAGCCCAAGAAUGUGCGAAGAUUUCUAUUUCCCAAGAUCAUUGAGCUCAUGAAGAGCGAUCAUGCGGUAAAGUCUUCUCUUGAUUCCUGUCUUUCCCGAACUCUUUGUUAUAUCCUUCUAUUUUGAGUCUCUUUUAUUCUUCAUGCUUCCUUCACUAUAAUUAUAAACAAACAUGCUGACCCUGAACUAGGAAAGCGCAUCUUAGUGUUGAAUAUCACGGAGCAACCUAUUCACGACUAUAUGCAGUUUAUGAACUCCGUGUUUUGUUACAGAACGACCUGCCCCAUCGAUAUCUGCCAGCUGUACAACAAGCAUUCUCCCUUUUUGAAGCGAGUCGCCAAGCUGUCGAAUGGUUUGUAUGUCAAAGCCCCUUCAAGCAAAUCGCUCUUUGGGCUGCUCUCCUACUACUUUCUGGCGGAUGCAGAGGUGCGGAAGAACAUUAUUGUCCCAACCGAAAACAUCGAGCCUAUGAAAGUCACUUGCUCGUGCCAUGGAAAGCCGAUUCAGAAUGAUAUUGCAUAUGUGUGCACGGUGUGUCUGUCGAUUCUGUGCAGCUAUCAUGACCAUUGUCCAAUCCAUCAAUUCGAUU
Blastocystis hominis is the source of this 941-nucleotide messenger RNA. RefSeq lists its product as hypothetical. The coding region runs from base 92 to 478 and encodes 128 amino acids. The record is from RefSeq and is a predicted model, not a curated record. Gene Ontology annotation, cellular component: transcription factor TFIIH core complex. Lineage: Eukaryota; Bigyra; Opalinata; Blastocystidae. Gene Ontology annotation, biological process: nucleotide-excision repair; regulation of DNA-templated transcription. The transcript has 3 exons.